AACUUAUUUCAGUCAGUUUCCUACUUUGGAUAUUUUAUUAUGUGCUGACUGAUUCUGAUUGACGUGAAUAGAGGGGGUUUAAAAUCAACAAAAACUUGUUGAAAAAAAAAUAAAUGUAACGAUCCACAAAACAAAUUAUUAUAAACUUUAAUUCUAUUCACGUCUUUUCUACAGUCUAGUUUAUUUCAACAGAGGCAUAAUUUGGUUUUUCACAAUAGCACACUAAUUUCAUGAUAGAUAUGAUCUCGUCCGAAUCUACGUAUUACACAGCUCACCAAAUACAACAGGACAAAGCCAGCAAUCUUAGUCAUUGUGCAACGCCACCCAUUGUGUGGGGGAUUGUAUUCUUGCUGUGAUAUAUUAAGUCAGGUACACCUCUCCCUACAUUCUCUGUACUGUUGGUAUAUUGGCUAAUGUGUGCUCAGUGUGCAUUGCACACCGCACGUGACCACGUAUUUCCAGUUCCUUUCUUAGCUGCUUGAUGUUAAUUUGUGAGCAGUGAUCCGUACAUGUGAUGUAUGAGGCAUGAAUUUCAUCAAGUAGGAUUUUGUUUUUUCCCCGUUUGAUUUGCCAUGAUAGCGCAAAAUCGAAAUGCUUUCUUUACGUUGUAUGGAACAAAUAAAAUUAGGCGGAUGAGAGACUGUUUGGCUUUUAAACUUACUUUAGAGUAAGUUUGGCUGGGCUCGCAUCCGACUAGAGUUUUCUAAUAUACAACCUCCGUUUUCUCAAUUCUCAUGUAUCGGCUACUGUUCAUUUCUGGAGUGUCCGUUGGAGAAAGGAGUUAUUGUUAAUUGGUUAGAUUACCAUUUUUAGAGAACAUUACUCCUCGUUUGUAACUGCCUGAACUUUAAACUUGCGUUACCAAGUUUAGAAUGUUGAGUCGUUGAGGCAUAGUCCCUCACUAUACCUGCUUUUAGAGUACUAAAACUUACAUUUUACAGUUACACUGACAUCUUUUAUAACCAUAUUUCACAUUGUGUUACUCUUUUCAGUUGAGUUGGUUACACUGUUCAGUGUUUUGUUAUUAGCCUGGAUUGUUCACAUAUUGAUAUUGCGUAAUCACCUUUCAGUCAAUACAUAACCUCCCUCCCCUCCGUAAUCAGUUUUACACAUAGCUAUUGUGCUAAAAAUACACUAGCGUAAUUAUUUAGAAACCCCCUCCCCUCAGUGAUAACGUGAUAUGUGAGCGACCCCAUUUCUAGCCCUUUUGUCGAAUUAAAAUACAUCAAUUACUGGACAUUUAGUGACUCAACUAACAAGACUAAUUUAUUUUAGAGAAGACAGAUUUAGCAAAGAUAGACUAGCUCAUGCUAGGUAGAUAAUGUCAAAUCCCGUAACCCAGGAGUCCAAUGAAUCGGUAAGACCGCCUCAAGAAGCCAUAUCUCCCCGACCUCGGAGUACCGCCACCCAGCCCCCCAAGAAAGAGUUCUCAAUAUGGAAGGACUUCCUAUCACCCAUCUUCUGCUGCAGACCCCCGUGCUCUGCAUGCUGUUCUAAAGAGGGCUAUCAGGAGAUAGGCCCAGAGACAGCAGAAGAAAUGACCCAGAGAAUUCAAGAUUUACACUCGAUGUACGACCGACUAAACGAGCAGUUGCAAACAGUGCAGAGCAGCAGUGAGAUGCAGAGGAUACUCCAGGAGAGACUGGUGGAACAGGUCCACGAGCUCGACGAUCUGAUCAGUAACAACAAGAGUCAACUCUAUACUGAACUGCAGGAGCUAGCAGACAGAGAGGAAUACAACAGAGGUGAGUUGAGGGACGCCCUGUUGGGAUACCUGGAGGAGGACAGGCUGAAGGAGAUAGAGGACGUUCUUACAGGCCACUCCAACAACAGCGCCCAAAUGGUAGAGCAGAUAUUAUCAGUAAAGAGCCGAGUAAUUUGCUUUGAAGAAGAUGUCGUUGAAUUAACCAGAGCAAUUUCCAGCCAAGCUGAGAGUGUCGAGAAGUUGGAUGCGAGAAUUCUAACUUGUGAGAAUCGAGCGGGUAUCGGUGAAGAGGAGAAAGCUCUACUAUUAGAGGAAGUCAAACAGAAUUCAGUGUUGCUUAAAGAACAAGAGGACGCCACAUUGAAUAGAAUUUCCCAUCUGGAGUCUACCAACGAGCUACUGCUCGCUAAAUUUGAGAAUGGAGAGGACGGACAAAAACAAGUUGACUCUGCGUUUAUAACACGUCUAGCUGAAAACGACCGAGAACAAUCCUUGAUAAAGACGAAGCUGGGCUCAGUUGAGAGGAAGGUGGACACUCUGGCUACCCGGGGUUACGUGGACAAUCUUGUCAAGUCACUGGAGGAUGAUAGGAACCAGUUCAUCACUAAGUCAGUUGAGCGAACCACACUGUUCCACAUAGAGCAGAGCAAGAAGGAGCUAGCUCAGAAGCAGGCAUUGAGGAUUGGGGAGAUAGAGGGAAAGUUGGAGGGGCUGAGGGUGCUCGUUACUGGACUGGUGAAGUCAGUUGAAACCAGAGACUCAGAGCUUACUCAUAUGAAUAAAUCUUACUUUGACGAGCUACAGAGACAUGUUGAUGAUACUAGUGAGGAACUCAGACGAACUUUCGCCGAGUUUAAGGUUGUGAAGAGGAACUUUGAAGAGCAGCAUCGCAGAAUGUCGUCCCUGGAACGAACUUUAGAUAAAACAGGAGAUAUGACAGCAAUGGAGGAUGAUAUUCACGUGCUGGCAAAGAAACUAGAUCGUCUAGAGAACAGAGUGGAACAUGUGGUGGACAAAGUGGUCGAGCUGGGGGACAGAUCACCCAGUCCUGAACUGGACGAUCUGGCCAGACUCAAACGUGACCUUAGAAAAGGAACCAAGCCACUCAACCCCUCAAGUGCUCGACGACGAAACGACUCAAGUUUAAGUGAGGACACAAGUUUAUCAAGUUUAGCUGCUGACCAGAAUGUCACACCAGUGGACCCAGGAGCAGGAAGAAGGAAGCGCCAACUGAGUGGUCUUGGUGAUAAAUCAGCCCUCGCACAGUGAUCUUAUCAACCAACCGGCAACCGUCAUCAGCUUUAGCACCGUUCAGACGAGAGCACCGCCAUCCACCACCUUUAUUAUUUGAUUGUCACCUAUGCGAGGGCCGGGGAAUCCUCGCCAACCAUAGUGCAAAUAUCAGAUCCAGUUUACUAAAACCAUUACACAACGGUUUUGAUCGAAGAGACGGCUGGCGCCUUCUGGCAAGCAUCAUAGAGUUUAGUAGAUCAGUUUCUGUUUUCAAGGCCUAUAUUAGAGCAGUAUCAGUUUCUGUUUAUGUCGCUUUCUAUAAAUAGAUUCUCUGUCUCACACGGUUUGGGAUGGUAGUCAGUGUAAUAAGCGCCAAGCGCGAGCACAGAACUUUUUUUCUCCGAUUUCGAUAAAUUUGGUACCAAAAUUUGUCUAAAAAUGUGAAUAAAAUAAAUCCACCGUGUAGCAAUUUUCGCUAAAAAUGCUACACGGCGCUUGUUCGCCGCGCGUGCUUUUUUUGCGCAAAUUUUUAGUUUUUGGCCUAUAACUUUCACAUUUUCAGUUAUUAUCACAUAGGUAAUUAUUAUGGCAUCGUAAUCAGCUCAUCGAGACGAAACUUUUAGUACUAAUAUUUUAAGAUUUAAAGGAAAAUUAUUUUCAAAAUUUUUCAAUCUGAACAAAAGGAUCCCCCCUUGUGUGAAAUUUUGAACAAAUUUUUGAAAAAUUUGGUGCUUCAAAU
Bolinopsis microptera is the source of this 3677-nucleotide messenger RNA. RefSeq names its product myosin heavy chain, clone 203-like. The transcript has 14 exons. Bases 1322 to 2974 code for a protein of 550 amino acids. NCBI's taxonomy places the organism in Eukaryota, Metazoa, Ctenophora, Tentaculata, Lobata, Bolinopsidae. The record is from RefSeq and is a predicted model, not a curated record.